AGAGGAAGAGGCGUUAUCAGGCUUGUUCCGAUUCUUUCUUCCCGCGCCCGUCUCCAGCAGCGCCGGGAGAGACCGAAGACUAGUCCAAAGGAGGGCAAGGCCAUGGGUUCCUCUCCUUCCGGCGGGGGAAGAGCACGGCUGUUGUUUCCGAUGGUGGUGGCGGCGGCGGCGGCCGCGCUAGCUGGGGCGGCGCCGGCGCCGGCGCCCGCGUGCUACGCGCGCGUGUUCAGCUUCGGGGACUCGCUAGCGGACACGGGCAACCGCCGCUUCGUGUACCCCAACGACUCCGACCCCGUGCUCCGGCUCCCCUACGGCGAGACCUUCUUCGACCGCGCCACCGGCCGCUUCAGCGACGGCCGCAUCGUCCUCGACUUCCUCGCGGACGCGCUGGGCCUCCCGUUCGUGCGGCCCUACCUGAGCGGUCGGCGCGCCGAGGACUUCGCGCGCGGGGCCAACUUCGCGGUGGGCGGCGCCACCGCGCUCGCCCCGGAGUUCUUCCGGGACAGGGGUUUCAACAUGAGCAACGUGGUGCACCUCGACAUGGAGAUGAAGUGGUUCCGGGACAUGAUCGGCCUCCUCUGCCCCGACGGCAUCGCCGGUUGCUCGGACGUGAUGAACCAGUCCCUCUUCCUGGUUGGAGAAAUCGGAGGCAACGACUACAACCUACCUCUUCUCGAAAGAAUGCCCUUAGACGUUGUCAUCGCUUUCGCACCGAUCGUUAUUGCCAAAAUCUCCUCGACAAUCACCGAGCUGAUUGGGCUAGGAGCCAAGACUCUGGUGGUUCCUGGAAAUCUGCCUAUUGGGUGCAUCCCCAACUACAUGUUCGUAUUCCGGAGCGAUAGCAAAGAAGAUUACGAGGCGGAGACAGGUUGCAUUGGGUGGUUGAACGAGUUCGCACGCUACCACAACAGACUUCUGAUCGAGGAGCUGGAGAGGUUGCGCGAGCUCCAUCCUGGCGUGACCAUCAUCUAUGCUGACUACUACGGAGCCGCCAUGGAGGUUUUCGUUUCCCCGCAACAAUAUGGAAUUGAGCAUCCCCUGGUGGCUUGCUGUGGCGGAGGGCAUCCCCACGGUGUGGGCGCAAGUGCAAGAUGUGGACGAGGAAAAUACAGUUUGUGUCGUAAUCCAGAAAAGUAUGGAUCAUGGGACGGCUUGCAUCCUUCAGAGGCUUUGUACAGGGCAAUUGCAACGGGCCUGCUACGAGGCUCAUACACGCAGCCUCCGAUUCCUACCACCGCCAAUUCAUGUACACCUCUUACUGAACUCGGCUAUUCUACCGAAUACAAACCACUCUAGAUAUGUAAUUGUAUAGCCACAUUUAGUUGUGUUUACCUAAAAAAAAGUGUGGUUAAAAGAUGAAUGAUGAUGUCCUCACAAAGAAAAGAUUUAAUGCGUAUGCCAUCUUUUUGCAAG
Molecule: messenger RNA, 1413 nt
Organism: Panicum hallii
Lineage: Eukaryota; Viridiplantae; Streptophyta; Magnoliopsida; Poales; Poaceae
Product: GDSL esterase/lipase At1g28600-like
Exons: 5
Coding region: 103-1296 (397 amino acids)
Molecular function (GO): hydrolase activity, acting on ester bonds
Source: RefSeq, a predicted model, not a curated record